AUGUCGACGCUUGAGAUUCCGACGACGCCGCAGAUUUAUUACCCGAUUCUGGGGUACGUCAAGGCUGAGCUGAUCAUCAAUUGCAUCAUUGUCUUUAUCGUGCUAUGUGUUGUUUCUCUGAGAGUCGUUGGUCGGUCCAUGGGGCCUGGCAUUGGGUGGGAUGAUGCCUUUGUCAUUUUUGCAACGCCACUGGGCGUAGCAAUGUUGUGCUGUCAAGGAGUUUUUGCUCCUGUUGGAAACGGGUACAACUUGGCCAAACACCCGGAACUCGCUGCAAACAUUCCCUUCAUCCUCAAGUUGACAUUCAGCAUGCAAAUCGUCUAUGUCACCCUCCUCGCCUCGGUCAAGUCAAGCAUGCUCUGCUUCUUCAUCCGCGUCUUCCCCACGCCCUUUAUGCAAAAAGCAUCUCGAGUCGCUCUGGUCUUUGUGUUUAUGUGGAUGGUUUCCUACCUCGCUUCAUGCAUCUUCCUAUGCAACCCAGUCUCGGCGCAGUGGACCGGUCAGGGGAAGUGCGGUGCAUACAUUCCCAUGAUUCAAUCGCUGAUUGCUACGAAUGCUAUCGGCGACUUGAUCAUUAUGGCCAUGCCAAUGCAUAGUAUUUGGAACUUGCAGACCCGUCGGGCAGACAAGAUUGGUAUCACGUCUUGUUUCGCUCUUGGUCUGGCCUGCGUCGUGUGCGCCGUCUUCCGACUUAUCUACAUCUCGACCGUCGACCUCAACAGCAACGUAACUGGAACCAUGCCCACGACAAUCUUCCUCUUCAUCCUCGAACCCAACCUAGCGAUCCUCUGCGUCAGCAUUCCAAUGCUCCGACCGUUCUACGCCAAAUACAAGAAGCGAAUGGGAGGGUCUCGACUGACCGAGUACUCGGAUGAGAGAAGCACGGGAUUCAAGGACCAAAGCAGGACUGGGGGGAGCAAGUCAGGCACUGUUGUUAGGGACCCCAACCUUUCACAGUGGGAGAUGGAAGACUACAGACCUGCCGAGGGCGUCCAGCGCGAUUAUGCCGUCAAUGGCUUCCCUGAUGAGGCUGGCUCUGAGAAGAACUUGACUGCUUCUUCACACGGGCGAAACGACGAGAUCAAGGUUGAGACGAGGUGGACAGUCACCCAUCACUAG
Molecule: messenger RNA, 1119 nt
Organism: Fusarium falciforme
Lineage: Eukaryota; Fungi; Ascomycota; Sordariomycetes; Hypocreales; Nectriaceae
Exons: 6
Coding region: 1-1119 (372 amino acids)
Source: RefSeq, a predicted model, not a curated record